Aplosporella prunicola CBS 121167 is the source of this 950-nucleotide messenger RNA. RefSeq lists its product as uncharacterized. Gene Ontology annotation, molecular function: structural constituent of ribosome. The coding region runs from base 35 to 850 and encodes 271 amino acids. Lineage: Eukaryota; Fungi; Ascomycota; Dothideomycetes; Botryosphaeriales; Aplosporellaceae. Gene Ontology annotation, biological process: translation. Gene Ontology annotation, cellular component: ribosome. The transcript is spliced from 2 exons. The record is from RefSeq and is a predicted model, not a curated record.
CUCGGUCACCUCCUCCCCCAUCACCGCCCGCACCAUGGCUACCGAGACCGCCCUGCCCUCCUCCAAGCUCACCACCUCCGCACACUCCCCCGUCUUCUACGUCCCCGAUGUCCCGGCCCACAUCCAGCGCCCCGACGCGCAAGCCAUCAUCUACAGCUUCCCGGCCAUGGAGCCCAAGCGCCUUGCCACUUACCCCUCCUCGCACCUGCUAGUGCCGCUGCGGCGCGACCUUCUGCACCGCGCAGUGGUCUUCGAGGGCGACAGGACGCGACAGGGCACUGCGAGCACCAAGUGGCGCGACGAGGUCCACGGCUCCAACAGAAAGAUACGGCCGCAAAAGGGUACGGGUCGCGCGCGUCUCGGUGACAAGAAGAGUCCAAUGCUGCGGGGUGGAGGUGUGGCUUUCGGCCCCAAGCCCCGCGACUUCGCGACGGGUCUGCCGCGCAAGAUCUACGACCUGGCGUGGCGCACGGCGUUAAGCUACCGGUAUAGGCGCGGCGAACUGAUUGUCGUUGAGGAUGGCGUUGAGCUGGAAGAGGACAGCGUCAAGUACCUGGAGCAGGUCUUCGCGCGUAACAGUUGGGGCAAUGCCGAUCGCAGGAGCACGAUCAUCACCGAGACUCCGCGGGCGAAUCUGUGGAAGGCGCUGGAGGGUGCGGGCCAGCAUGGCGUGGCGAAGACAAGGAGGGAUUUCGACGUCAAGAAUGUCCUUGAGACGGGCAGGUUGAUUAUCGAGAAGUCGACGCUUGACCGUAUCCUCGUGUCCCACCAAGACGAUUUGGCUCCGUUGCCGGGUGUUGCCAAGUCUGGAACGAAGACUUUGACGACGAGCGUACAAGAGGUGUUUUAGGUUGGAUGUCAGGGUAGGAGUCUUGGGAGAGGCAGUGUACAAUAUGUACGGGCAUUUGAAAUUUUGUAAAGAUCUUUUGUUGAUUCAUGAACACCGGAAG